Molecule: messenger RNA, 747 nt
Organism: Limulus polyphemus (Atlantic horseshoe crab)
Lineage: Eukaryota; Metazoa; Arthropoda; Merostomata; Xiphosura; Limulidae
Exons: 4
Source: RefSeq, a predicted model, not a curated record
GCUUCUCAAAUUAACUGAUCGAAGGGAGUACAUAUAUUGUUUGGGGCGUGGAGGAGGUUCUAAAAGAGAAAAAUACUAGAAAAACAAGUGUUUACGGAAGAGUGCAGAGAGUAGAAAGAAAUGGAGGUUGUUGUGCCAAGUUCCAAGACAAAGGACGACAGAUGAUGUUAUUAAAAUAGGUUAAAAUAAGAGAUACUUCUUCAUCAUGCUUGGUAUGAUGGAACAGAUGAAAUCCAAAAGUUUUGUUGCUCUUGUGGCAUGCAUCAUUAUAACCAGUAUUGUAGUGUGCCUGUUUGAAGAUUCCAAACCUCUUAUUCAUGAUUUUUUGUCGUCUUCUGAGAGACAAAUAACUCAUCAAUUAAAGGACAUAAAGAUGGUCUCUUCCGAGACACCCGGGAUUGAGGGUAAUCCAGAGUACCUGAAGAUUCUUGGUUUCACAGACAGUCCUUGGUUGUACUUUUCCAAUAACUCAAAAAAUGUGACGCUACCAGUGAUAGUAACGGCCGUCUCACCCGGUGAAAGUGAAAUGGCUCUUGUUUUCAUGAAGUCCUGUCAGAAGUAUAUGCCAGACCAUUCUGUUAUAUUAUAUGGUCUUGACUUGUCAGUAAGAGAAGCAACUGCUCUCCAACAAGCCUGUAAUCUCACAAAAUGUGCUGUACGGAUGUUUGAAUUUGAUUUCUUUCCAUCACAUCUUCGUAAUUUGAAACUCUCUGCUUAUCGGCCAGUUAUAAUACAGGUAAGUGAAUU